AAUGCUUUGUCAAAAUUUUCAAAAGCAUUAAUUCACAUCCACAUUUUCUUAAGAUCUUAGCAAUGGCUGAAGUUCAAUUAUUGGGUGCAAGAGGAAGCCCAUUUGUUCAAAGAGUGCAAUAUGCUCUAAAACUAAAGGGUAUUGAGUACACUUUCAUUGACGAAAAUAUAAAAAACAAAAGUGAACUUCUUCUUAAGUACAACCCUGUUUAUAAGAAGGUACCUGUUUUGGUUCACAAUGGAAAACCAUUAUCUGAGUCACUUGUGAUUAUUGAAUACAUUGAUGAAACUUGGGAGAAUUAUCCCAUUCUUCCUCAACAAGCUUAUGAGAAAGCCUUGGCUAGAUUUUGGUCUAAGUUCAUUGAUGACAAGAUCUGGCCGGCGAUAGCAAAGGCGGCAUGGACAGUGAACAAAGAGGAGCGAGAGAAAGGCAAUGAAGAAGUGUUGCAGGCUCUACAAUUUCUUGAGAAUGAACUCAAGAACAAAUUCUUUGGCGGAGAAAACAUUGGCAUUGUGGACAUUGCUGCUUCCUUCAUAGCUUUCUGGCUUCCUACCCUUGAAGAAGCUAUUGGAUUGAAGUUCCUUAGUGGUGGCAAGUUUCCUAAGCUCCAAAAAUGGAGUCAAGAGUUCAUCAAUCAUCCUAUUGUGAAAGAGAUUCUUCCUCCCAGAGAGGGACUCUCGGCGUAUUUCAAAACUCGAUAUGCUGCUCUUAGUUCUGCAAAAUAAAUCAAUGCAGUAUUUUAGAGAUAAGAGAAGUACAAGUUAGUUUUAGACUAAUCUUAGAGAUAAGAGAAGUUGAAACGAAAUCAUUUUAGUUUGCAUGUUAUCAUUUGAGUAGUAUUUUGAGUUUUAUUUGCAGUCUUAUUUCUGUUUUGUCAAUUAGCCACUCUAAAUUGUCAGAUUAGUUUCUUGUUAAUUUAUGGUUAUUUUCACGUUUUUAAAGA
This is a messenger RNA of Lathyrus oleraceus (garden pea), 943 nucleotides long. Its product is annotated as probable glutathione S-transferase. The coding region runs from base 63 to 725 and encodes 220 amino acids. Gene Ontology annotation, cellular component: cytoplasm. The transcript has 2 exons. Gene Ontology annotation, molecular function: glutathione transferase activity. Gene Ontology annotation, biological process: glutathione metabolic process. The record is from RefSeq and is a predicted model, not a curated record. Lineage: Eukaryota; Viridiplantae; Streptophyta; Magnoliopsida; Fabales; Fabaceae.